Talaromyces marneffei is the source of this 1680-nucleotide messenger RNA. RefSeq lists its product as uncharacterized. NCBI's taxonomy places the organism in Eukaryota, Fungi, Ascomycota, Eurotiomycetes, Eurotiales, Trichocomaceae. The record is from RefSeq and is a predicted model, not a curated record. Bases 1 to 1680 code for a protein of 559 amino acids. The transcript is spliced from 3 exons. Gene Ontology annotation, molecular function: DNA-binding transcription factor activity, RNA polymerase II-specific; zinc ion binding. Gene Ontology annotation, biological process: regulation of DNA-templated transcription.
AUGACGAAACCCCAGCUGCCACGAAGACGAACGUACAAACCCAAGGUCCAAACCGGCUGUAUUCAGUGUAAAGGAGCGCGGAUUAAAUGUCCAGAGCAGCGGCCUGCGUGCGCUCGCUGUCAGCGCUUAGCGCUCGACUGCUGCUACCUGCCGCCUAAAUCUAAGCAGCAGGGUCAGAAUCAAAAGCGUGCUGCGAGCAUGCGGCGGAUACUCCCCGCUACAGCAAUCAGGAUUCGCACGCCACCGUCUUCGUCAUUGUCAUCCCGGUGUGAUCUGGAGCCAGGCGGAGGCAUAUACCUUGAAUGCUUUCGCGAACAAGUGGCCCUCAUGGAUCAGGAUCUCGACAUGACUGAUUUUUGGUUCCGUACAGUGCUCCGGGCUAGUCAUACCGAUGAUAGCAUCACAUAUGCCAUCGCCUCCAUCGGGGCCCUAGCACGCACGAGGAAACACUCCAGCAGAUGGUUGUUUCGUAAUCCAGACCCGCACAAUCAGGAAGAGUCUGCGCAUUAUCACACCGCCGUCAUGUAUCACAACAAAGCCAUCACCACCUUUCGCAGAUACAUUGCCAGCUCUAAACCAGACGAUGCGGAUGUCCAUCGGACUAUACUUAUUAUUACUGUCCUUUUUGUUGUACUUGAGAUCUUCCACGGUAAUAAUCGAGCCGCUGACGCCCUGACAGGCAGUGGCAUCCUACUUCUCAAGGAUAAGAUGCUACACUCCCUAGGCAUUACUGGGGUGUCGAGGUCAUCAUCACUAGCAGGUCUUAUUGAUGAUCAAGGUAUCGUCGAAGCCGAGCUCUUCCUGACCCGGUGUGCCGCUCUCUGCUCAAAGGCGUUCGACCUUGCUCCAUACGCGCAUGCGGACGGCAUGAAGGCCAUGUUGAUGAUGCCAAGCUCUGGCCUUAAUGUCCCGCCGCCACCGGAUGGCGAUGCAAGCAUCAAGACAUUCUCAUUUCAGUUCCUGAACUUGCUUACAGCUAUCCUGAUUUGGCAUACACGUGUCAGAGCUCAGCGACACUUAGACAUCAUCUCCUUCUACAAAUACCCAGAAUUCUUCCAGCAACAAAGAGAACUCCUAACCCAGUUGCGAGGAUGGAUGGAGUCAUACAAAGCCCAACUGAAAAGAAGACACACAACCAACAUCCUACAUUACUUUGAGCGGCAGUCCCUCUUCACAAAACUCGCGUAUAUUAUUGUUUCCUGUGAGCUUGAUCCCACGGGGAACCUCUGGGACUCUAUGGCACCUGAUUGCGCUGAGCUCACUCCCAAAUUUCGAGCCCACCUCGAUGCUGAACUCGACGACCAGUCGAAGCCAGAUGGCUCAUUAAUCUCUUUAGAGAAUACUUUUAUGUGGGCGAUAUUCCUAACGGCCGCUACUAAUGUGUCUGCAUCGUGUCGAGACCGAAGCGUGCGACUGGCCUGGAUACACAUGGCUGAAAUUGCCACAAAUAUGUCCUUUCUAAAACAUUUGCGCGGAAACGUGAUGGCUACCGCUCUGUUUAUCAGAGCAGAGGAGGAGGGUAGAGAUAAGGCGGGCGUGAUUCCACCAUCGUCGCGGUAUGAUCUAGACACAGCAACUUGGAACGAAGACUCGGGCCAAGUAUGUCUCAGGGUAAAAGCAAACGUGGCGGGCCAUGAUGGAAGGCGCAAGACGAAGGAGUUAGUAUGUAACAUCAAAUGA